AUGAUAGUUUUAUUUACAAAUGUGAUAUUUAAAAGAUCUAUAAAAUGGACUUGUAGACUUCUGUUGCAUGGUCAAUAUUUUGUCCAUCCAAAGAUACAAUGUUGUUGUUUGUUUAAAAAUUAUUAUAGUACUGGUGUACCCACUAGUAAAGUAGAAAUACUUAGUUGCAAGGUGAAUGAAAACAUAAUAAAUCAUAUCAAGAAGGAGUAUGAUAUAGAUUCCAAUUCGAUCAACUUAAAUGUGAAAAGGAGUUGUGAAGAAAAAAAUAUUUACGAAAUGAGUAUGAGAUGGAGUAAUUUUUUUAAGUGUGAAAAAAGUUUGUAUAAUGUUAUUAAUAAAUAUUUAAAGACAAACCGUAUAGAUUAUUACUUACAUAAUUAUUUGAAAUUGACAUAUGAUGAGAAAUUAGAUAAUAUGGCAAGUGUGGCAGAAGGGACAAAUUUGGAAAGCCCUAAUAAUUCUCCAUUUAAUUCAGAGGAAGAAAUAAAAAAUAUACUCAUUUAUAUAAUGGCUCUAUCUUAUAAAAAUAUACGUGACUUUAAUAUUAUAUCUGCCUUAAGUGAAAAGUUAAUAAGCCUAUUAAAAAAUUUAACAAAGGAAUAUAAAAACAAGACUUUAAUUUUUACCAUCUGUGAAGUGUAUAAUUGUAUAAAAGCUAUGAACGAUGAAUUGUUUUCCAUUCUUUUUGAUAUGUUGAACAGUUGUUAUGUAACUUCAAGGUCUGAAAAUAUAAUCAUGAAUGAGGAGGAAAUUUUACUAAUUUUAAAAACUCUGUAUAAUCAAAAUUAUAAAAAUCAUUCAAUAGUUGAUACUGUUAUAAAUUCAAUUAAAAUGGGUACUAAUUUAAAAACAAAUGUUUUACUAGUCAACUCAUUUUUUUAUUUAACUUUAUUAUCCCGUAUGGACAAUUCGCUAAUUGAGAAUUUGCACUCAUUUCUUUUUUAUGUAACAAAUGAGACUUGUCAAGGGUCUCUGAAUGAAAUGAUGGAUAAUCCAAAAACAUUAGCAAACCAGGGUCACAUAGAUAAAUUGGUGAAGGAGGGAAAAAGACAAACUUGUAGUGACAAUAUAUAUACAACGGAAAACUUCGAAAAAACGGACGAGCCGGGAGCAGAUGUGAAGAGAACAAACAGUGCAAUAUGUGCAGAUUAUACAAAAUUAAAAAUGGAUGGAAUAAAAUUCAAAAUAGAAUUAUCAGCUACUGACUGCAUAAAGCUGCUAUAUUCCUAUUUGGCUUUGGGAGAAGAUUACAUUAAUUGGUUUCUCAUUCAUAAGCUACUUCUAAAACUUUGCGAUGACAUAAAAGAUGAUGAAAAUAUUUUAUUAAUAAAGGAAAAGAAGAAAACCCUUGAAAUGGUUUGCAUUAUAAGAAGUUACCUGAGGUAUAAGAAAAGAAAUUUUUAUGAUAACCUACCAAAAUAUGUAAAAAAAAUGUUAAAAAAAAUAUACAUGAUGGACAUACAUGAAAAAAAAAUCAAUGAUAGACUAUUUAACGAAAAGCUAUCAUGGCAUCUAACAAAACUGCGUAUUCCACAUAUUAGAAAUGUGUAUAAAGGUGGAAUUGUAUUUGAUAUAUUAGAAAAGGAUAAAAGACUUGUUUGGUUAUGUUUUUCCUAUCAUCAUUAUUAUGUUAAAACGAUUGACUUAACUAUUGAAAAAUUAUUACAGAUGGACAUCAUACAGUCAAUGAAUUAUAAAAUUGCUAAAAUACAUUAUUACCAAUUUUCAAGAAUGAAAGCUAGAAGAACUAGAUUUGAAUAUAUAAGAAUGUGUAGGUAUUAUUCGUUGCGUGAUAGAAGAAAUUUUGAUGACCAAUUUGAGGGAUGGAAUUUGCCAUAUAUUAACUGGUAUCAUAAAAAAAAUAAAAAUGUCCACAUUUCCAACUACUUCUAUAACUACACACCCGUAUCCCAAAUGGAAUAUUAG
Molecule: messenger RNA, 1926 nt
Organism: Plasmodium malariae
Lineage: Eukaryota; Apicomplexa; Aconoidasida; Haemosporida; Plasmodiidae
Product: conserved Plasmodium protein, unknown function
Exons: 1
Coding region: 1-1926 (641 amino acids)
Source: RefSeq, a predicted model, not a curated record